Protopolystoma xenopodis is the source of this 483-nucleotide messenger RNA. NCBI's taxonomy places the organism in Eukaryota, Metazoa, Platyhelminthes, Monogenea, Polystomatidea, Polystomatidae. The record is from the annotation of a GenBank genome assembly.
AUGCUUGGCAAAAAAGCGGCAAACUACCAGCUGGUGUGUGUGAAACCGGUUUGGGAGAACAACAGGUCUCGACUGUUCUCGUUUCGUUCCGGUUUAGACUCAGUGAUUGAUGGCAGAUCAGGUUACGUUCACAUGCCUACUCGCUUGAGUCGGGUCUACCGAGGCUGGCAUCGAUUCAGUCGGCUCCACAGUUUCACGCUCCAAUCGGCGAGUCGUAGCAGACUCCGCCGUCUCAGGCAUGGCGUCAUCUUGGCGACACUCGGUACCGAAGUAGGCCGUCGAGCUGCCGCCGACCUGCCUCUGGCCCGCAAAAACGGGACUCGGAGACACGCUGUGCGCUCAGCACAGAGUCGACAUGGGCGUAGACAGGUCUCGAGCAGUCUCGCAAGACCACAGUUUCGUGUGAAAGUCGGUGCUGCUCGGCUGCUCAGAGCUACGCAGUCGACGAGAUCGUUUCCUUCAAUUCGGAGGCAAAUGGGCUAA